Molecule: messenger RNA, 1620 nt
Organism: Aspergillus affinis
Lineage: Eukaryota; Fungi; Ascomycota; Eurotiomycetes; Eurotiales; Aspergillaceae
Product: putative MFS multidrug transporter
Exons: 4
Coding region: 1-1620 (539 amino acids)
Biological process (GO): transmembrane transport
Molecular function (GO): transmembrane transporter activity
Source: RefSeq, a predicted model, not a curated record
AUGUCUUCAAAUCCUGACGCGAUGUCCAGAGCACAGCCGGUCGGCUCUGUAAAGCUCUAUAGCAUCUUUGCCGGAAUUAUGAUAGCCACUUUCCUGAUAUCAUUGGAUGUCUCUAUUAUUGCUACUGCCAUUCCUUCAAUAUCAACCCACUUCCAUGCUACAACAGAUAUCGGCUGGUAUGGAGCUACCUAUCCGCUCACGAUGUGCGCUCUUCAACCUAUCAGUGGCAAGCUCUCGUCAUUACUGUCGCUGCGAUGGACAUACCUCGGGUUCUACGGCAUAUUCCUUCUAGGAUCUCUGAUUUGUGGUGUGGCAAACAGUUCCGAAAUGUUCAUAAUCGGAAGAGCAGUCGCUGGUGCUGGAGGCUCUGGGGUAGUGUCGGGUGGUCUCUCAGUCAUUGCAUUGAUAACAACCCCUCAGCAGCGUCCACUGCUCACUGGGCUGAUAACCUCUCUUUAUGCCCUGGGAACUGUUGUCGCCCCAAUUAUCGGAGGCGCUUUGGCUGAAUAUACUUGGAGGUGGUGCUUUCUAAUCAAUCUUCCAGCAGGAGCAGUGACUGUGGUGACGUUGCUUUUAUUUUUCCAUCCGCCUCAAAACACUAGGGCCCAUGGUGUGUCCUUCCUAAAACAGCUCGAUUUGAUCGGAUGUGCUCUCUUUAUACCCUCCAUCAUUAUGGUGAUGUUGGCCUUACAGUGGGGAGGUAGCGAAUAUCCCUGGGACUCAGCGACCGUGAUCGGACUCUUCAUCGGCUUUGCAGUGAUGAUAGCAAUCUUUAUCUUCUGGGAAUAUUACAUGGGGGAUCAAGCUAUGGUCCCAAUCGUGCUUCUGCGGGGCAGAUCGACAAUGCUUAGUAUUGCAUUUGCCUUUUUGUUUUUGGGGUCAUUCGUCAUUCCGGUCUACUAUCUACCGGAAUGGUUUCAAAUUGUUAAGUCUGCAAGCCCCAUUCGCAGUGGAGUCAUGCUUCUGCCUUCGGUUUGUACUCAGGUUUUUGGAUCCCUUGUCUCUGGAAUACUAGCCAAACACCUCAGAUAUUAUAAUCCGUGGCUCUUCAUUGGUUCUGCCUUUCUCUGCAUUGCGAACGGGCUUUACACAACUUUUACUGUAUCCUCAACGUCCGCAUCGUGGAUUGGUUAUCAGAUCUUCCAGGGCCUGGGUUGUGGAUUUGCAGCCCAGAUUCCUUUACUUACAGUUCAGCUUGUAUUGAAGGACAGACCUCACUACGUUCCAGUCGGGAUAGCGACUGUUCUCUUCACGCAAUACUUUGGAAGUGCGGUGAUGCAAAGCAUAGGAGACGCUAUCUUUCAGAACGAAUUGAAAAGACAGCUACAAGUUCAGGCAUCGUUGGAUUAUAAGCAGAUCGAGAUCCUUCUUAAUACUGGAACCCUAAGGGUGCGGGAAGUUGCUGUACAAGCAUUUCCGGACCGUUUAGCCGAUAUUAUCAUUGCAUACAAUAAAGCCAUCACAACUAUCUUUUAUCUUCCAAUAGCUGGUAGCGCUCUAGCAUUUAUUCUAUCCGGCGGAAUUCCAUGGGUCAAUACUCGCCCAACGCAGGAAGAUGACGAUAUGCAUUGUACAGAGCAAACUGAUAAGCUUCAGUCAGACAAGCAGGCCACUGUGUGA